Messenger RNA from Chaetomium globosum CBS 148.51, 1152 nucleotides. RefSeq lists its product as uncharacterized. The record is from RefSeq and is a predicted model, not a curated record. Gene Ontology annotation, molecular function: sarcosine oxidase activity; flavin adenine dinucleotide binding. The transcript has 3 exons. Bases 1 to 1152 code for a protein of 383 amino acids. NCBI's taxonomy places the organism in Eukaryota, Fungi, Ascomycota, Sordariomycetes, Sordariales, Chaetomiaceae.
AUGGACAGAGUCAUCAUCAUCGGCACCGGUGUGUUCGGCCUAUCAACGGCCGACCACAUCCAUCAGAAAUGGCCCUCUGCACAACUCUCCAUCGUUUCCCGGCCUUCUACCCUCGCCCCGAGCGACGACAUCUCAAAGAUAGUCCGUGUUGAUUACAGCAACGCAGAGCGAAUGACAGAAGCAGUCGCGGCUCAGAAGCAGUGGAACAGUGACACCAAGUUUUCCAAGUACCAACGCAGCAUCGGCCGCGUAGUGAUUUACGAACAAGAUGACGCAGCUACAGUCCAGAAGAUCAACGAGGUUCGUGAGGAGCUUGGGUUGUCGCGCCGAGAACCCGGCGACAGGACGCUGAUGAAGGACACAUUCGGGACGGCGGCGGCUCCGGAAUCCUUGACGUACAUCUCAGCUCCGGACGACAGCAUCGUCGACUGGGAACCGUGCAUAUCUGUCGCGAGGGCGCGAGCCAAGGACGCUUGUGUAAACAGCGGUGGAACCUUCUACGAAAGUGGUGUUACUAGGCUCGUCCAAGACGGAAAUCGAAUUACUUCACUUAUGCUUGAAAACGGGGAGGCGGUCGAGGCCGGGGACGCGCAGAUUGUCCUGGCUGUCGGCCCAUGGUUUGCUCAGGUCCUUGACGCAUCUGACAUCCCCCUCCCCCCGGCAGGGAGGAUCCCCAUGGCUACCGGCUUGUUCUCUUACAACGUCCAGCUGAAUGAGGAGCAGACCAAGUUUUUCAGGGGCAAGCCGAUGGUAUCUCAUAGGGGGAAAGGUUGCGUCGGUAAGCUCACUACCCAGACCCUAGUUGACGGGGUUACGCAUCGCGAACUGAAGCCCCGUCACUGUACGAACAGGGACGGCGUCACGGCAACGCAGGACCCUCUCAUUGCCAAACACCCCCAGUUCCCCAAUCUCAUCUGUGUUGCUGGGGGAUCCUAUAACCGCGCCAAAGACCUCCCGACCAUUGGCAGCACCGUCGUCGAUGUUCUCAGCGGUCGGGACGUUCCGGACCGGUAUAGCUGGGAGCCGGAGCGGGAGUACUCUCACCGCGAUCACUCCCAUCUUGUCGCCAGAGGCGACUUCGGCGCCAUGGAGACGGAAGCGCAAGAUAUGAUGGAUCCAGCUGCAGGUAAUUUGUUUUUAGGCGUAAUAUAG